Messenger RNA from Volvox carteri f. nagariensis, 2679 nucleotides. RefSeq lists its product as uncharacterized. Gene Ontology annotation, cellular component: mitochondrion; cytosol. Gene Ontology annotation, biological process: cellular response to oxidative stress; glutathione metabolic process; cell redox homeostasis. Lineage: Eukaryota; Viridiplantae; Chlorophyta; Chlorophyceae; Chlamydomonadales; Volvocaceae. Gene Ontology annotation, molecular function: flavin adenine dinucleotide binding; glutathione-disulfide reductase (NADPH) activity. The record is from RefSeq and is a predicted model, not a curated record. The transcript is spliced from 14 exons. Bases 1 to 1536 code for a protein of 511 amino acids.
AUGAACGUCGCAAAACUUACCUCAGGUCUAAGCACUCGGGUGGCAGCAUCCGCCUCGCCCGGGGGCCCCGGCGGUGACUUUGACUUUGACCUUUUCACCAUCGGCGCCGGCAGCGGCGGCGUCCGGGGAUCACGCUUCGCCGCCUCCUACGGCGCCAAGGUGGCGGUGUGUGAGCUGCCCUUCGAUUACGUGAGCUCCGAAACUCGUGGGGGUGUGGGCGGUACCUGUGUGCUGCGUGGCUGUGUGCCCAAGAAGCUCAUGGUGUAUGCCUCCGAGUACGCGGACGACUUCCGGCACGCGGCGGGAUUCGGUUGGUCGGUUCCCACGGAGGGACUGCAACACAGCUGGACCUCCUUCAUCGAGGCGAAGAGAAAGGAGCUGCAGCGUCUCAAUAACGCCUACAAGAACACGCUUGGCAAUGCCAAGGUGACUCUGCUCGAGGGUCGGGGUCGAGUGGUGGACCCGCAUACCGUGGAGGUGGAUGGUAGGCGGUAUAGCGCCAAGAACAUCCUGAUCGCGGUGGGUGGUAAGCCCAGCAAACUGGAUAUCCCCGGGGCGGAGCUGUGCAUCACCUCUGACGAGGCUCUGGAGCUGCCGGAAUGCCCCCGCAAGGUUGCCGUACUGGGAGGUGGCUACAUCGCGGUGGAGUUCAGCGGUAUAUUCGCACGUAUGGGGGCGGAGGUGCACACCGUGUACAGGCAACCACUGCCGCUCCGGGGCUUUGACGGGGAGGUUCGGAAGUUCGCGGCCGAGCAGUACGCUGCCGCGGGCCUUGUACUGCACCCGGAACUGACCCCGCAGUCGGUUAGUCGACAGUUGGAUGGGCGGUUGAGUCUGGUGGUUGCCCGGAGCGAUGGCAGUACGGAGGUCCUUCAAGAUCUGGAUCAGGUGCUCAUGGCCACGGGCCGCGUGCCCAAAACCGAUGGAUUGGGAUUGGCUGAGGCGGGGGUGGAGCUGGGGCCCAAGGGGCAGGUGCUGGUGGACGAGUAUUGCCGUACUGCCGUACCAUCUAUCUGGGCGGUAGGUGACGUCAUCGACCGCAUCCAGCUAACUCCAGUUGCCCUGAUGGAGGGCAUGGCGGUGGCCAAGUCCGUGGCUCUCAACCAGCUCACCCAGCCCGACUACUGGGCGGUGCCCUCCGCCGUGUUCUCAAACCCCGAGAUCGCGACGGUGGGUUACACCGAGGAGGCCGCCUCCGCCCGGUUCGGUGACCUGGACAUCUACACCGCCUCCUUCCGGCCCAUGAGGAACACCGUCAGCGGCAGCCCCCUGAGGACCUUCAUGAAGAUUGUGGUGGAUGCAGCUUCUCAGAAGGUGGUGGGCAUGCACAUGGUUGGGGCCGAGGCGGCGGAAAUUAUGCAGGGCUUCGCUGUGGCGGUCAAGGUGGGGGUGACUAAGGCGCAACUGGACAGCGUGGUGGGAAUACAUCCCAGUGCAGCGGAGGAGUUCGUCACCAUGCGCUCCGUCAGCCGCAAAGUCCGGCGGGAGGUCCCCGCCAACCCAGUGGCACCCGCACCCGCAACUGCCGCAGCGUGAAGGGGGAGAGAGAGAGGGGGGGGGGAGGGAACCCAACCGAUUCCAGCUGCCUCGACGGGAGGAAGCGCACUUCACCCCGCUGAUGCGCCGACCUGCAGAUCUGCAGUGUUUCACUGCUGCUCUGAUUACCCUCUACUGGUCUGCCUGCCCGUGGCCCCUUACGAGGGGUGAAUCGGCCUUAAGAGCGAUGCAGUGCACCGGCUGGCUGGCUGGCUGGCUGCCGGCGACUUGCCAUGCGGGUGUAGGUGGAUGUGGUGCUGUGCUGUGAGGCUUUUCUUGGAUCCUGGCGGCGGCGGCGGCGGCGGUGACUAGAUGGUUCAAUGGUGGCAUUCCCGUCCGGUUGGUGCUCCCGGCCAGUCAGUCAGUCAGUCAGCCUGCUGCCCUCUCAGCCAACCUUAGUUGGGGCUUUUUGAGGAGGAGGAGGGAAGUGGGGUUGGGGUCCUAGGUUUGGGCUGGAUGAGUCUGGAGCGGGCCCCGCCUCCGCCUGGGUGUGCCUGGGUUGCAGCAUAGUGGUCCGUUGGAAGAGAGCGGUUGGGGUUCCGUAGCUCCCGUCAAGUGAUGUGUCGGCAUGGCCGCGGCCUGUGACAUUGAGAGGCAGGAGGACAGACACACGGUCUUCAUCACCUCGUUUUCCUCGUUUGGAAGUUGAAAGGAAAACUGGGUUUUAUUGUGUAUGUGCGCUUGGAUAGUAUGGUCGAUUUGAUUAGGCGUUACUUGCCCGGCUGGUUCGUGAGUUCGAAUCCACACGUGAUUCACAAUUCACAAGCCGCCGCUGGGUGGUGAAGUCUGAGGGAGCGCGGCCUGGUGCGGGUUGGCGUAGAUACGCCUUUCAAUACAGAAGGUUUACAGCUUUUUGCUCUUUUUGCUAUUUUACUGAAUUUUCCUUAACUAUGCAACUGUAAGUCGGAGGAAUGGAUGAUAUGGUGAUGAUAAUGAUAAUGAUAACGAAUAUGAUGUAGGUGCUGCAAGGCGGAGAUUUCAGCGGAGAGCUGAGCAAGGCAUCUGUGUGUGUGUGUCUGUGUGUGUUUUCUUGGGCCGGCAUUACUGGAGAGUAACGCCAUGGCCAGGACUUAUUUUUCCUAUGCUAUCUGUGUAUACGCGUAUUGCUGCGGCAUGGGCAUCUUUACAUGUGUACCAAGUACG